Molecule: messenger RNA, 2396 nt
Organism: Rhea pennata
Lineage: Eukaryota; Metazoa; Chordata; Aves; Rheiformes; Rheidae
Gene: ARL6
Product: ADP ribosylation factor like GTPase 6
Exons: 8
Coding region: 155-715 (186 amino acids)
Biological process (GO): protein localization to cilium; cilium assembly; intracellular protein transport
Cellular component (GO): cytoplasm; axoneme
Molecular function (GO): GTPase activity; GTP binding
Source: RefSeq, a predicted model, not a curated record
GCUCGGUGUGGGAGCGGCGAUCGGUUGCGCGCGGCGCGGCGGUUUCCUCGGUAACGGCGCGAGCGGCGGCGGUUGGUGGCGGGCCGGGCCGAGCCGAGCCGAGCCUGGGUGACAUCUUGCGGGCCGAGGUGAUCUGUGUGUUUCAGCAAAAAUUAUGGGAUUGUUUGACAAACUAGCAGGAUGGCUUGGGCUGAAGAAAAAGGAGGUUCAUGUUUUGUGCCUUGGUUUGGACAACAGUGGCAAAACAACAAUCAUAAAUAAACUUAAACCUUCAAAUGCUCAAACUCAGGACAUAGUUCCAACAAUAGGAUUCAGUAUAGAGAAAUUCAAGACGUCCAGUUUGUCUUUCACAGUGUUUGAUAUGUCAGGCCAAGGCAGGUACAGAAACCUCUGGGAACACUACUACAAAGAUGGCCAAGCCAUUAUUUUUGUCAUUGAUAGCAGUGACAAAUUAAGAAUGGUUGUGGCCAAAGAAGAACUUGACACCCUUCUGAAUCAUCCAGAUAUUAAGCACCGUCGACUGCCUAUUCUGUUCUUUGCUAACAAGAUGGACCUCAGAGAUGCAAUAUCAUCUGUGAAAGUAUCUCAGCUAUUGUCAUUAGAAAACAUCAAAGACAAACCCUGGCAUAUCUGUGCCAGUGAUGCUCUCAAAGGGGAAGGAUUACAAGAAGGUGUGGAUUGGCUUCAAGAUCAGAUCCAAGCAAUGAAGACGUGAGAGGUCAAUAAAAGAUGCCGUUGUCUUAUAAACUCUAUCAAUAGAUGUACAGGCCUCUUAGAAAGGAAGAAAGAUUUAAAGAAAACAAGUUCAGCUAAAUAUUCUGUGUUCUUUUGUUUUCUUUUAGUAUCUCUAAGUAACUGAACCUUUUAGAAAACAUAGCACCUUAGGUAUGCACAUCCAUGCAUUAAAUUGAAUCUUGUGACUGGAGAGCAUAUUAGAAAAACAAAAAAACCCACUGUUUGUUAACAGUAAGCAUCUGCAAUCAUUUGAAUUUUAGGUGAUAAUUAUGUCCUCUAAAUAUCUAAAAGUAUUCCUCUAGUUUUUUGAUACACCUUUUGAGAAAACAAGAAUAUUAAUUUUCCAGAGGGUGAGUAAUAACACCUUCUGAAAUAAGCCUGCAUGAGGUACCUAAAAAUGGCCACCUAAAAUCAGCAGGUAUUUCUGGAAUUUUUUACCAUAUACUUUGAUGUUGGAUUUUUUUAGUAAUAGUCUAAUAUAGGGUACUAGAAGAAUAUUUUGAUUGAAGAUAAAAUGAUUCAAAUAUGAAAUGUAUUUGUUAUAAAUGAUUGCAGAUGUUUUUAAAGAACUGCUUAUAAUGAAAUGUUUUCAAUUGUGUUUGUGAUGUGCCAGUUAUAUUUGCAUUCCUAUCAAUAAAACCUUAAUUUGAAAAAAAAAUGCCGUAUAUAUGAAUAUGUUCAGUGAUGGUCUUGCUAUCAUAGAUAUUUUUUCAUUUUAGUUAGUUUCAUUUGGAAUUUAUUCAGCCAUCUUCCACUGGUUUUAUCACAGUACAGAAUUCUGUUUCCAAAUCUCUUGCCUCAAGCUUUGUUUGAACUGCAUAGAUUUGUUACGCUUCCUGAUAAGCAAGACUGCUAUUCCAGGUAUUUAGUGGAAAAUAUGGUUGAAAGUUGUAUUUUGGGAACACAGUUAAGGGACAAUUCACUAGAUCACUAAUAUGAAGUAUGUCUUAUACUUCUGUUGUAUGUGAAAACUAUUCUACUUUCAGGAAUGAUUUUCUGUAAACUUAUUAUCUUCAAAGAUGCGCUCUAGGUAACAAAUUAAGGGGCUGCUAAGAAUUUUAUUUUUAUAUUGCCACCUCUUACUCUUUUUUUUUUUUUUCCCUCUCACUCUGUCCAAGAAAGCAAGAAGUCUAGCAGUGGGAAUGAUAAAGACUGUAUUUAACUGAGUGACUAGCUGACUCUUGUGGGAGAUGUAGUAUGUUGGUCUUGCAAAUAUUUUUUUUCCCCUUGCUAACGUACAAAACACAAAUGUCCUGUAAGCCUGCUUUCUAGAUCUCACUUAAUAGAGGAAUAUUUAGAGCACAGGGAACUGCUUGAAAUGGUAGAACAGCUUCUACAUGCUUUCAGUUAAAUCAUUAUUAAACUGUUAAAAUUAACUCUCUCUCUUUGCCAGAGGGAACAAAGUCUUACUUUAAGAUCUUUCUUGUAGGAUGCUUUAAAUCUGAUGUUUCUGUUUGUCACGAAAAUACUAAUGCUUCCAGUCCCUUACCAUGAUAUCUUUGGUCUUCUCUCAAUUCUGAACUGAUAAAUGUCUGUAAAAUGAAAUAGUCCUGAUUUUCUGAGUGUGCAUUUUUUUUUUUUAACUCUGAAUUCUGUGGCAGAUGACGUUCUGAUUUAUUUUGCAUUGGAUAAUAUGUUAACAAGAAUAAUAUUUGUUGGAA